CCAUUGAAGGACCGCAGCAAAACGGCGCUAUUCCCUUAAGCCACGCCCAUCUGCACGCACGCUGUUGGUUCCCUCCCCCAAUCCGGCACAUCAGCCCGGUCACAGGCGAUCAUUCGCUAUCUCACUGUCUCUUCCUCUCGUAUUCUAUUGCACCGUGCGAAAGCGUGACAGGAAAACAUCCGCGAAGUCCCAUUUCAUUCAGUGCCCUGACGAACCUCACCUCGGAAAGAUGCUUGCGCCUACGCCAACCAUAACAGCGAUCGUCGCUGGGUUGGCCGCGCGACAAGCAACUCCCGUGACUCUGACCGCCAACUUACCCUUAACGACCAUCUAUACCGCGAACUCGACCUGUCUCACCAGGCCUUACGGCAUUCUUGCAGAUGGCACAAUAUCUGGACAGCCAUCGGCGUUCCGCGACUACAGCCUUGCAGAGGCGGCCUGCUACCCGACCUCCAUGUUCUCGUUGCAGUACAGUACGAACCUGUUCUACUCGCCUGGUGUAUGUCCCUCGGGGUGGGGUAAGGCCAGCCAGCAAGUUCCAGUACCUGCUACCUCAGCCUCGACUACGGUGACCCUAGCCUGGUGUUGCCCUAGCAGCAUGGCCUUCUCCAACGAUGGGACCUACGCGUACUGUAGCACACUCGAAUAUACAGCGGCAGUGUCACGACUCCCGUCCCUUUCUCCAACUUCGUGGGCUUGCAGUGGCCUAUCUCGGUGGCGUGGAGAAGUGUGGACCUGACGAGAUUCACCCCUGCAAGCGCACCCGUCCUCGCAGCGGCAUCAACUCCCACAUCGACACUGUCAACGUUACCAGGAACAUCAGGAUCACCGAAGCCGUCUCUCUCAUCAGCUCCCAUAACAUCGAGCGCUGCCCGAUCUAGUUCUUCCGCUGGUUCCAGUGGCAGUGGUUCGCCGUCGAGAACGUCAAGCGGAGGCGCUUCGCGCACUUCAUCACGAACCUCAACAUCAG
This is a messenger RNA of Baudoinia panamericana UAMH 10762, 970 nucleotides long. RefSeq lists its product as uncharacterized. The coding region runs from base 230 to 739 and encodes 169 amino acids. The record is from RefSeq and is a predicted model, not a curated record. The transcript is spliced from 2 exons. NCBI's taxonomy places the organism in Eukaryota, Fungi, Ascomycota, Dothideomycetes, Mycosphaerellales, Teratosphaeriaceae.